This is a messenger RNA of Anthonomus grandis grandis, 4647 nucleotides long. RefSeq lists its product as uncharacterized. The transcript is spliced from 2 exons. The record is from RefSeq and is a predicted model, not a curated record. Bases 621 to 1634 code for a protein of 337 amino acids. NCBI's taxonomy places the organism in Eukaryota, Metazoa, Arthropoda, Insecta, Coleoptera, Curculionidae.
UGGGUGGGUUAGCCAAAUUCUUGUAUUGUGGUAAGGAUGGUUUUUUUGAUUAAGGAGGUUUAGAUUGUUUAACUCACUUGUGGUUUGAGAUAAGCGACAAACCUGUCUACAGAUUUAAUUUGGAUGCUCAUGCUAUGACCAUGCAGGGCUUAACAGCCGGUUAUACAAGGUGUUUUUUUUCCUACAGCCCAUGUAAAUUGCUUGAAGGAAAUCGAUUAUUUGGAAUCGUAACUACAAUUAUCCAUCAAUUGUCAACAAGCGACUUCGGUACAGUAAACACGUAAAAUGUUGUGCUCCGUAAAACACUAAAAUUUUAGUGGUCAAACUAAACUUAAGUAUUUUUGAUUGGUGUUACUGGAUAUUAAAUGAAGUGUUUUAAGAGAAGUGACGGAUUAGUUGUUCAUUGAAGGCAUACCGUAGCUAAAAACAUAAAAAGCUUUAUAAUAAACAAUAAUUUAUCUGGUGUUACUGGACUAAGUCACUGAAUUCCGCAGGAAAAAAACUGCGAUUCUAACGUGGCCAGAUACAUACGUUGUCGAGGCUGUGCAGGAAACAGAAUUGUACUAUGAUUUGUACAAUUAGCGAAUUUGGUUAUUUGAGAUAUUACAAAUAGCAGUAAGAUGGAGUGCACUGCUGAAACUUCGAUUCUAGAAUUAAAAGAACAUCGAAUAUUGAGAUUUUAUUGUGAAAAAUGUCUACAAUUCGAGACGCACACUCUACUUCAAAACUCAAUAGAAGACAAAAUAAAAAUUAUUGAAUCCAAAGAUGAAAUAAUAACGUUACUUAAACAAAAACUAACGGAGUCCGAAUCAUCACGUAUACCAAUAACAACAUCAUCAUAUAGUCAAAUAGCACAAACUGAAAUAAAAAAAUCACCAAAAAUAAACAUAAAUCUUCCCGGAAUCAUUAUUAAACCAAAGCAAAAACAAACUGCCGAAAAAACUGAAAAGGAUAUAAAGGAAGCUAUAGUUCCAAAAGAUCUUCGAAUUGCCGUAAAAAAUACUAAAAAAAUAAAAGAUAGUAGUAUUCUUAUUCAAUGCUGCAAUAAGGAACAUGUUGACAUUCUAAAAAAAGAAGCAGAAUCCAAAUUAAAGAACUAUGAAGUACAAGUAACAAAAUUAAGGCUACCGAGGUUCAAAAUAAUAGGAUGUACCACCAAUCUUAGCGAAAAGGAGAUAGAGAACUCUAUAAGAAAGCAAAACAAUUUUAUUACCGAGCAAAAUAAACUUAAAAUAACAUAUAAUAAAAAAGCUAGAAAUGACAAAGGUAAAUCCAUAGUUUUUGGUGAAUGUGACCCCAUUUUAUUUAGUAAACUGAUAUAUGAAAAGAAAAUUUUCUUUGGUUGGCAAAGGUAUCCAGUAUACGAGGAUUUGAGUAUACAGCGAUGUUUUAAGUGUCAACAAUUUUACCACAAAAUUGAAAAUUGUCCUAAUGAAGCUGUAUGUGAAUUUUGCUCCAACAAACAUGAUGUAUCUGAAUGUCCGAAAUUACAAAAAAAAUGCGUCAACUGCAUUUCAGCAAACAUGAAAUACAAAAGUAAUUACAACACAGUUCAUGAAGCAAACAACCCAGAAUGUCCAUCUUAUCAGUACCAGUUGAAUCUUCUGCGAACGAAAAUAGAUUAUCAUGGGUAAUCUUAAUGGUAUGUGAACAACCUGAAAUAGUACUAUUACAAAACCUAGAAGUUCUGGAUAAUGUAUUGCAUCAGGAGACUGUCGACAGUGAAUCAAUUACAAGUAAAAUUAAUCUCAAUAAUAUUUUUUUUAAUAUUUUACAUUUUAAUAUUAGAUCUAUACAUAAGAAUUUUAAUGAACUAGUAGCAUACUUGCAAGCUUAUGAGUUAAAUUUUAGCGAUAUAAUUGUUUUGGGAGAAUCUUUUGAAAGUUAUGACAAUCAAUAUAAUAUUGACGGCUAUAAGAUGUUUUAUAAUGGAGCAAAAUAUAAUAGAAAUGAUGGUGUUGUCAUUUUUGUAAAGUCCGAUAUAACUUUUGAUAUUAAUCACGUUUUACUUAAAAAUUCAAAUGUUACACUGAGUCAGAUCAAUCUAAAAAAAGAUGCCACUACUAUCAGCGUGAUUUGCACUUACAGAACCCCUAAUACAGAUAAACGCCUUUUUUUGAAUGACCUUGGAAUUUAUUUACAAGAAUGUAAAAAAAGUGAAUUUAAUAUUUUUUUGGGUGAUAUUAACAUAAAUAUUUUAAACAAGGAUGAUGACUGCGUAAACUCAUAUCUUUCCCUUUUAAAUCAUUUCGGCUUUUUAUCAUGUGUAAACUCUCCGACAAGAAUUACCCCAGAAACAAGUACAUGUCUUGAUCACAUUUUCUUUAACAAAAAAAAUAAUAAUACGAUGCAGGUCAACUCAUAUUUACUACAUGCUGAUGUGACAGAUCACUAUCCCGUUAUGUUAAACAUAUCUAAAAAAAAUUUUAAUUGCAAUAAAAAUAAACAUAUAAUUAAAAAAAUAAAUAGACUAAAUGAACAAAUUUUCUAUAAUCUUUUACAAGAAGAAAACUGGAACACUGUCCUAUCUGAAACGGAUUCAGCCAGAGCAACAGAUAGUUUUUAUAAAAUUUUAGUAACCUAUCGCGACCAGGCCAGUUACACAAAGACGAUUCACAUAAAAGAAUAUGAAAAACGUAAACCUUGGAUAACCAAUGGUAUAAUAACCAGUAUAAAGAAAAGAGACAAAAUGAAAAAACUACUUUUGCAAACUUUUAAUGAAAAUGAUAAUCUGAUUUACAAAAAUUAUAGAAAUAACCUAAAUAAACUAAUAAAUAAAACUAAACACACAUAUUAUAAAACGGAAAUUGAAAAUGCUGGCAGUAAUCUUAAAAGAGUUUACAAAUUAAUAACAGAAGCGACUAAUGGUCAGUCAAAAAUUAAAAAAAACAUACUUCCCAUUGUAAAUAAUAAAACUAACAUCCCCUUUACGAAUAUCAAGAGUUUGGCCGAUUAUUGUAACAAUUACUUUACUAACAUUGGACUGGAAAUGUAUAACAAAAUUAAAACUAGCCAGAAUGAAAUAGAUGUAAAUACAGCCUUGUUGAAUUCAUUUUAUUUAAGUCCAGUUGAUAAUAAUGAUAUAAUUAAACAGAUUAACAAUCUUAAGAACAAUAGCUCUCCAGGGAUAGAUAACUUUACCUCUUCUUUAAUAAAAAAGACACAUUUAUUUUUAGUUCGCCCCCUCGCCCAUAUUAUUAAUUUAAUAUUCACUACGGGAAAAGUCCCUGAACAAUUUAAAAUAUCAAUUGUGUCACCUAUUUUUAAAUCCGGAGAAAAAAGUAAUAUAAAUAAUUAUCGACCAAUCAGUGUAAUAAAUAAUUUUGCUAAAGUUUUUGAGAAGUGCCUGAAAGAUAGGUUAAUGACAUUUUUGCAAAGUAAAAACUUAAUAUCGAAACGACAAUACGGUUUUCUUAGUGGGUCAAGUACAACAGAUGCCCUAUAUCAACUUACUAAACAAAUAACAGAUAAACUGGAAAAGAACAAGAAAUGUAUUACAGUAUUCCUGGAUUUGGCAAAGGCCUUUGAUACUGUGCCCUAUGAUCUUCUCUUGGAUGUUUUAUCUUCAAAUGGAGUUAGGGGCCCAGUAUUGGAGGUUUUUCAAAGUUAUUUAACUGGAAGGCAGCAAUAUUUAAAAAUUGAGGAUACAUUAAGUGAACCAUUAGAAAUAAAAAUAGGAAUACCUCAGGGAACCGUGUUAGGACCUUUACUGUUCAUUACAUAUAUUAACUCACUAACAGAAUUAAAAAUUAAAGAUGGUGCUGUUAUAUCAUACGCAGAUGAUACGGCAAUAAUUUUCUCUGGAACAACAUGGGAAAAUGUGAAAGACAGUGCAAUAAUCGGAAUACGUAAGAUAAAAAACUGGCUAGACACUUUUAAAUUAUCACUUAACAUAUCAAAAACUCACUAUAUUGCAUUUUCAUUAACUGAAGCAAACCGCCCAUCAUUUAAUUCUCUUGAUAUAGAAAACAAUACACAACAGGAUAAUAUUAUUAAAGAAGUUUACUUCACUAAAUAUUUGGGUGUUACUAUUGAUAAGCAUCUAAAAUGGAAUCACCACAUUUUAAAUCUAACCAAAAAUAUUCGAAAACUCUUACACAAAUUUUACAUUCUAAAACAAAUCUUAAGCCGGAAAUUGUUGGUUGCAGUUUAUAGGGCAUUGGUUGAGUCAUUGAUUAGAUACGGUAUUGUUGCAUGGGGUGGACUGUACCAAACUUCUUUGAAACCCUUAAAUGUGGUACAAAAUUAUAUUUUAAAAAUCAUAUUUGGGAAAAAUAAACUAUAUUCAACCAAUUUAUUGUACUCAUGUGAUAUUUUUGAUGUCCGAUCACUUUAUGUUUUGGAAGUUUGUUGCUUUGUUCAUAAAAAUCCUGAACUAAAUAUUGCUGUAACACAUACCUUUAAUACUCGCAAUAAGAUGAAUGAACACUUAAAAACUCCCAAAAGUAAUACAAAUUUAAAUAAGCGUUUUAUAAAUUAUUUUGCACCAAAAAUAUUUAAUUUAGUUCCAAAAGAUAUAAGAAAAAUAGCGAAUAAAAAAAAAUUUAAGAAAUCUUGCAGACAUUAUAUUUAUACAAAUAAUAAAAAAGUUAAAGAACUAUUUAACAGCAGUUAAAAUUAUAAAUUGGAAUUUAUAUAGGUUAGGUU